Molecule: messenger RNA, 1004 nt
Organism: Arabidopsis thaliana (thale cress)
Lineage: Eukaryota; Viridiplantae; Streptophyta; Magnoliopsida; Brassicales; Brassicaceae
Product: rRNA-processing protein
Exons: 2
Coding region: 173-730 (185 amino acids)
Source: RefSeq, marked reviewed
AGAUGAAACUAUAAGGGUAUAAUAACAAUUUAAAAUAAGGUCGGCGAUUCCCACUUCAGACUUCAGAGUGUCGCCUCCAAUUUCAAUUAGGGUUCCUACUUUCUUCUCCUUUCUCGUAACUUGAUCAAAUCUGCUUACUGUGGAGUUAUACACCUUGAAGAGUCUCGCGAUAAUGAAGAAAUUCUAUCAAAAUGCUGAUCAUGAGACUGAUAAAUCCAAAUCGGCGGAGACGAAGAAGAGGAAGAACAUGAGGAGAUUAGGAGGCGGUGGUCUUUCUCUCCAAACUUUUGCCAACAUGAAAUCGGAAAAUAAUCGCUAUAACCCUUCUUUGAUCAAAAAGCAAAAAGAGUUCUACAAGAAUGCAAAGUAUGUGAGCAAGUUUAGGAAGUCGUUGAAGCAGCAGAACAUUCCUGAUAAGAAUGAGACUGGAGAGACUAGUAAGGUAGGUGAUGAUGAUGAUGAUGAUAAGCGGAAGGGUAAAUCUAAUAAGAGAAUUGGUGUAGAGGAUUUGUACAAGCAGACAAGAGAAGAGAUGGAGAGAGUAAGGAAGGAGAGAGAGGCAAUGUUUCAGGCGAAGAAGGAAGCGAAAGAAGAGGCUGAAUCUAGGAGGAAAGAAGCAAAGGGGAAAAUGUUGAGGAAGACUCGACAUGGUCAGCCUGUAAUGAAAUACAGAAUUGAGCAUCUUCUUGAAUCCAUCAAGAAAUCUGCCGGAAUCAACGAAAUCGCCUAACUUGUGCGGGUUGAUACAGUGCAGAUGAAGAACCCAGUGAGGAGAAGUUGCUGGUGUUGCGGAGGCUCAAAGCAGAAACCUUGUUGUCACUCAGAUACUGACCUUUUUCUUCCCGGAGAUAUUAUGUUACACUACUGCUUAUACUUUGAGAGAUGCUUUGCGGCAACAUAUGUAGUUUUUUGCUAGGCCUUACCGUUUAGCUCAUGAUUUUAGAUGUUUCUUUACAAACUUCUUUUACUAUAAAUCUUAUAAAAUGAUAAUUUUAUUCCAAACA